AUGGGGACCAAAACCGGAAUUCUGGGUCUGGUCGUGCUGCUGGUGUCCCUAGCUCACGGAUGUAUCCACGACACAAUUGAUCAUAAAUUGGUUGGUGGUCAUCAGCACUACGGAGACAACCACCCGUUCGACACUCGUAGACGGAAACUUACAGAGGAAGACUCGACCAACUUCCAGACGUACGAGUCUACCACCUCUGAGAAUGCCUACCAACCAAUUCGGAUCACUCCAUACUACGAUGAAGCCACAUUCAACAUCCUAUCAGAAGAGAAACGAGCUGUGCUGUAUAAGGUUAUACCCGACGCUAUCAGUCGCUUUAACACCGCGUUGAAAGUCAUCCCGGUACAAGGCAAACUGGCAGCGCAACACACGUGCAAGACGCAGUGGAUGACGUCGCCCCCUAUUUGCAAGACGUUCGUCGAGAACGAAAAGUGUCUCGAGAUGCCUAUUCCAAGCGAGCAUUUCGGAUCUACGCGAUAUUGCAACUCCUGCCCUAAAGAAGGCUGUGCAGGUGGAAGUUGUGAUUACACCAAUGCUCAGGGCGUUGCAAACACCGACUUCCUGCUGUAUAUCCGUGCCGCGACGACGAACUACUGCGGUUCUCGUACACUGGCUUACGCUUCAUCGUGCCAGAAGGACCAGUAUGAUCGCCCCACCUUUGGUAUGGCAAAUUUCUGCCCCUCACAGAUCAGUACAGCGCCUGAAGAUUACGAGUCUCAAGUAGCGACUGCCAUGCACGAAAUGACGCACGCGCUCGGGUUUUCAGCGCAGUUCUUCCCCUACAUGCGCUAUCCUGACGGAACUCCACGCACACCGCGUGACUCCAGCGGGAGGCCACCAACGUACAAGACCGGAACGUGCCCCAAUGGAUCGCCUAUCGACUACUACGUCGAGCCUAGCAUCAAUACAGUCAAGCAUUUCAUUGAACGAGGCCACGUCGUAGCGAAAAUGGUGACUCCUAAUGUAGCUGCAUUCGUCAAGUCUCACUUCGGCUGUGACUCGCUGGCAGGAGCUGAAAUCGAGCAACAAGACGACUCGGGAUGCCUCGGAUCGCACUGGGAAGAGCGAAUAUUCGAGCCCGAGUACAUGACACCUGUCGACAGCUUCCGGAAUGUUUUUAGCGCAUUAACUCUCGCCUUUUUCGAGGAUUCCGGUUGGUAUCGCGCGAACUCGUCGACAGCCGAGCGCAUGCAUUUCGGAGAGAAGCGAGGGUGCGCUUUUGCCACUGAGAAGUGUAUUAACCCAGGCACAGGUGAAUCUGUUGCAUCAGAUCACUAUUGCACGAGUAAUGCCGCUGAAAGCUGCUCGGUUGAUGCCUCGUCACGCUCGGUCUGCACACUUUCAAGUGGCCGAACCAUCCCAGAGAACUAUCGAUAUUUCGCUGGUGCACCUACAAAAGGUGGUGACGACUAUGCAGACUUUUGUCCGAUCAACGUUGGCUACACGUACGGAGACUGCAGCAACCCCACCAACCUCGUAUUUCCUGGCUCAACCAAGAUCAACAUUUUAGGAGAAUCCUACUGCCCCAACUGCAAGUGUACAGCUACGACACUCCGUAGUGCAGACUCGACCAAUUGGAUUGUCAACUCUCGUCGACAAACUGGAUGCUACGCUAUGCGUUGUUAUGAUAACGGUAGCAGAAAUAUUAGCAACAGUAUCAUCGAGUUUACGAUUCCACGCAGUAAAUCAGGUGACACUGUUCAAGUGAACUGCACAACAAAAGGUGAACAACUCUCGAUCCCCGGAUUCACUGGAUACCUCACCUGUCCAGACCCGAGUAUUAUCUGCGACUCUGACGAGGCCUAUAAUUUCGUGGAUGACACGGGGACCGGAGGAACCGGAUCUGGUACUGCUAAUCUACGCUCCACAAGUGCAGCAAACACUUUACACUCCGAGGCAACGUGGACUAUUCUACUGGGAUUGGUCAUGACAGUUGCUUUCUUGUAGCGUAUUUAAAGGUUUUGAAAAAAAAAAAAAGAAAGCUAUUAUUCUACUACUC
Phytophthora nicotianae INRA-310 is the source of this 1999-nucleotide messenger RNA. RefSeq lists its product as hypothetical. The coding region runs from base 1 to 1947 and encodes 648 amino acids. Gene Ontology annotation, cellular component: membrane; cytoplasm. Gene Ontology annotation, biological process: proteolysis; cell adhesion. The transcript has a single exon. Lineage: Eukaryota; Oomycota; Peronosporomycetes; Peronosporales; Peronosporaceae. The record is from RefSeq and is a predicted model, not a curated record. Gene Ontology annotation, molecular function: metalloendopeptidase activity.